Perkinsus marinus ATCC 50983 is the source of this 444-nucleotide messenger RNA. Its product is annotated as retrovirus polyprotein, putative. The record is from RefSeq and is a predicted model, not a curated record. The transcript has a single exon. Gene Ontology annotation, molecular function: nucleic acid binding. Lineage: Eukaryota; Perkinsozoa; Perkinsida; Perkinsidae. The annotation marks the transcript as partial.
AUGCCCUAUAGGCGUAUUUGGUCGGUCCUGGAUGUCUGUGAAGGUGUUCUUGUUCGCCUUUUGAAGACAGACCCACUUGCUCCCGUCCGUUGUGUAGCCAUCGUUCCUACUGCGUUGAGAGGCGAAGCUGUAGCCUACUUCCACGAUGAGAAGGGUCACUUUGCGGAGAAACGGAUGCUGGAGAAUAUGAAACCGGUGGUUUAUUGGCCUAAUAUGCAUGUCGAUAUCAAUGAGUACCUACAGAAGUGCCCUGGUUGUCUUGCUGCCCGUGCUGGUCGUCCGACUCCAUCUCCUUUGGUACCGGUACCGGUUGGAAGGCCAUGGCAUACUUUGGCUGUUGACUACUUGGAGAUCACGCCUGCGGUUAACGGUAAGAAGUAUUUGUUAGUCUUGCAAGACUACUUUACUAAGUGGGCUGAAGCUUACCCGUUAGAGCGUGCUACG